CUGUAAAAGCGAUGGUGAAGGAACGAGGUUCGGCUACCUGUCGCGGACGGACCAUGAGCGAGACCUGCUGGCUGGGUGCUCGAGGAAAGGGUGAGAAGUUUGUGGUCAAUUUAUCUAUUGAACUGUAGGAAGCACACCUGGAUGGAAAGUCUGGAAGCAGAGAGUUAUGUUGAAACCACUGGCUCUCUCUCCUCGCCUCCCGCGCGUUAGGAAAAACGCUCACCCUUCAGUCCCUGAAAAUGUUUUGCGAAGCGGAAGAGAGCGCCUCUGAGAAUGUGCAGAGCGCGUUCCCCUUUCCGACUCUUCACACUCCACAGCUAGUCUCAAGGGAACUUUCGCGCCAAAGGCGUGGCUUCUAGCGGGUGGGUGGGAAGCACCAGCCCCGAGAAGCACUUCCGUCGACUUUCUUUACCAGCGCAGGCCGAGAAAGCCCAGGCGCCGCCGGCGACCCUGGCAGACUCCCUCCCACCGCGGAUGCGCUGCCUCCUCCCGCUCCGCAGACGGGGCUGCCCGCCCGAUGCCGGGGCGCCUGGUGGCAGGGAGUUGCAGCGGCUGGAUCUGCUGCGGGGAUUGGCCGGAUCCCGGCCGCCCUCUGCCUCCAUGUGACGGGGGACGUAGGAGGAAGGCGCAAAGAGAGAAAGAGAGAGAGAGAGAGACAGAGAGGGAGAUGGAGGGAAGGGAGCAGGACGGAGGAGGGAGGAGAGGAGCCAAGCGAGCCGACGACGAGAGCCAUGGAGGUUCAGAGGAGCCGAGGCCGGCCAAGGGGCGCUUCAGGCCCGGGCUGGGGUAAGGCGCGUCCUGGGAGCCGUCGCCGCGAGGGGCAGGGGUUGCUGGUGGGGAGGCUGCCUGUUUACAAAGGGGGGCAACCGCCGGAGCCUCUGCUUCCCCGCUUCAGGCGCGCAGGCGGCCGCCUCCCUUUCCGAGCAAAAGCCAGGAGGGCCUCUGUCGCCCCCCGCCCCCAAGCCGGACUUCUGUCAGAGAGGCUCCCGGCUGACCAUUGCGAGAAGCAGGAGCCUGGGCUGCACAACAGGCCCGUGCGCUCCCUCAGAGUCCCAGCCUCUUCUGGAAGAGAACUUGCAGCCCGUGCAAGAAGGGACGGGGCUUCUUCGGUGGUGAGGGGAAGGCUUGGGGGACCUUUGGGGUUCUAGUAAAAAAACCCGAAACUUAAACCCAACAACUACCCACAGGCUUGAAGGCUCCCCACCCUGGUGAAGAUGCUGCUGCUGUUACUGUUGGUGGGCAGCUUGUGGCUGGGGAUGCAAAGCGGUCCUGGAAGGUGAUAAACUUGGGUGCAAUGCAAGCGAAAGCUGUCCAGCCUCGGGAAGGUGGUGGCGAGCCCGGCCUGUCCUGCAUGUUUUCCUCAAAACAUUGUCAUUGGGAAGUUCCCUAAGUUUCCUAGCGCUGCAGAAGCUCAGUUCUAGGCCGGACAGUAGCUCACCUUGUUCUUAAUUGAAUUGCAAGUUUAUGGAGGAAAAGGCUGUCAGUGGCUGCUAGCCAGAAAUAAAAAAAAUUUUUUUUUAAUUAUUUGUACCCAGCCCAUCUGAUUGGAUUGCCUAGGAAGGCUAUUGGAGACAGUGUGCCUCUGAAUUGUCCAUUGCUGGGAAGAGCCGUUCUGCUCAGGCUUGUGCUUGCAGGUUCCCUGUGAGCAUCUGAGAACAGGAGGAUGGACUCGAUGGGCCAUUGAGCUGAUCCAGCAGGGCUUAGCUCACAGUCUUCAUAGGAACCUGGGAUCUGAUAUGGUAGGGAAGGAGCACUUGUUUGGCAGGAUGCUGCACUGUACCAGCAAUGCCUUGCCCUCCAGCACUGGGAGUAUCAGAGCUGCCGCCUCCAAACUGACUCAUUCAAAGUAGAUCAACCAGGAAAAUGAACUGGAGAAUCUCUCUCUCUGUGUGUGUGUGCACUUGCAUCACUCAUAAAGUUUCAUUGAGUUCAUGGGACUUGCUCCCAAGUUAGUCCGUAUAGGAUUGCAGCCAUAAUAAGCCAGUGUGGUGUAGUGGUUAAGAGCGGUAGUCACGUAAGCUGGGGAACCGGGUUCGCGUCUCCGCUCCUCCACAUGCAGCUGCUGGGUGACCUUGGGCCAGUCACACUUCUUUGAAGUCUCUCAGCCCCACUCACCUCACAGAGUGUUUGUUGUGGGGGAGGAAGGGAAAGGAGAUUGUUAGCCGCUUUGAGACUCCUGAAGGGGAGUGAAAGGCGGGAUAUCAAAUCCAAACUCUUCUUCUUCUAAUAUCCCAGGUCUGGAAAUAGGUUUGAUGCUGCAGCCCUGCAUAGUGACAAAGAGCUGCAUUUCCUAGCCAACGGCUGGUUGGGGUGUCACAAUGUCAAUACUUGUCUCCUUUUGAUGGCAGCAAACUUGUCAUUGGGCUUUUUUCACUUGGGUAAACCUCUUCCAGGCUCUGAAAGAAGAGAAGCCCGCAGCUCCCAACUUUUCAAAGCCACCCCCUUGAACAGAACAUCACUCAAAAAAUGGGAUGGCCACCAGCCCUUCAAAACGGUUAAAAGAUCAGGGCUGGGCAGACAUUAGGCUUGCAUAAUCAACUUGUAUCUCUCACCUUUUGUUUGUUAGAACUUUGCAGUCUGGUGCCACCCCUCCACCAUGUUCUUUAGGUGCCACAAAUGCCCAGCAGAUCAGUGCUUAUGUUUCCAAUUCCUCCUGGGCAUGCAUGGCCACAGUUGUCAGUUAUGGCUGGAGUAGUGGGAUGGAGCUGCCCUUCUGGAUGCCAGCAUCCUUGCAGCUAGCCUGGAUGGGGUGGGGCAGGGUGGUGGUGAGGUUGGGGCUGUGCAGAAACACCAGCUGGAGCGCUGGUUGGCCAGUGUUCCUCCUGUGGAUUGUGGCCAGUCCUUAGGCAAGAAAAGGAAACCUGAAGCUGCCAGGGCAGGGUUGGGUAACUCCAGAUGAUGGACCCCAACUGUCAUAGCUGGGGAUGGUGGAGUUGGAGUCUGACAACAUCUGGAGGGCCCCAGGACUCCCAUCCAUGUGAUGGCAUAUGUUGCCAGUCCAUUUCUCAGCACAAUUCAAAGUGUUGAUGCUUACGUCUUAAAGUCCUUUAUGGUAUGGGAUCUGUGUUCCUGGAGGAAUGCCUGUUCUGACAUCAGCUUGCCUGUGUGUUGAGAUCAUUGAGAGAAGUCCUCCGUUGCUUGAAGUGAGCUGGGUGGCAGCCUGGGAGAGGGCCUUCUUAGUGGUGGCACCCUCUCCAUGGAAUUUCCUCCCAGAGAUGCUUUCUUGGUGCCUACACUGCUGUCUUUUCAGGGCCAGAUAUCCUUGUUUUCUCAGGCUUCUAAGGUUCUAUGAUACCUAGGUUUCUUGUGCUAAACUUGUUGUUAUUGCUGUAUUUUAAUGGUGUACCUCUGCAUAUUCUAUACAGUAAGCAGAGAAUACUUUUAUUUCCUUUUCGGUUGAAGUGACCAGGAUGGUCCCAACAACAAAGGAACCUUGACUUUGUUAGACUUAUUUUAAUUUACUGCUUUGAAUUCCUGGCCUUAUUAUGUUUGGUUUUAUGUGUCUUUUUUGUACGGAUUUUUUAUUUUUUGUAGCAGCCAAGCAUACAUUAUUUGUUCCUUUUAAAAAUGCAUUUGUAAAUGUGUGUAAAUAAAUAUGUAUGCCUGGCUACUUUUAAGAAGUCCUUCCUCAGUACAGUGGGCUUUUUGGAUGGCAGGGGAAGGGGCACAGAAUAGAGGGUUCCCAAAUAGGAUUGUUGUUUUUUCCCUGAUUCCUUUUUUCUUAUUUUCAGCUUGCAGUUGGAUAUGGAGAGCCAAAGAACAUCCGUUCUCCACCGGGUGGUCAAUUUCGCCCCCAGUCCUCUCCCUGGUAAGACUUGGUGUUGGGCGAAGAGCCAUGAUUAUCACCACUCUGCGAUUGUAGGUAUUCACAGUCUGCCUUUAUUCCUCCCAGCUAGGCAGUACGACACAAAGACCACUGAGCCAAUCAGCUUCUACCUCUCUGGCUUGGAAGAGCUGCUCUCCUGGAAGCCCACUAGUGAUGAUGCUUUCAACGUGUCCACAGAGCCACUGGCCAAACACGAGCCUCCUUUCAACAGCCGUAGGCCCCGCACGCUGGUGUGCCAUGAUAUGAAGGGAGGUUACCUGGAAGACAGGUUGGAACUGGGGCAGAUGCUGAAACGGGAGAGCUUCCAGAUUCAGAAACAAUAAUUCUCUUUUUGCCAAACUAACCAGAAUUGGCUCAAUCUGGUCUUGGCUGAGUUUGCCUUGGUUGCAGCCACAUGGAUCUGAAGAGUGAUUAACUUGUACCAAUAUUAGUUAUAAAUCACACUUUGGAUGUUUAAAACGUUUCACAUACUUGGGGUUGCAUGCAACCAAGUCCUACUCAGAGUAAACCCAUUGAAAUAAAUGCGCCCCCCCCGUUAAUUAUGUUUAAAACAAGCUUUAAAAUGUUAUUUUGCAGAGAAUGUCAGCCUGGAUAUAAGUACCCCAUGCUGGGGGACACGAUGAAGUCUAUGCUCUGUGGACAUUGCGAUAGGGGAGCGUAUUGGUGCAAAAGAUAACAGCACCUGAGGGUGGUGUCUUUGGUCUUAAAACAACAGAUGCUGAAUAUUGACAUAUGGGAUCAGCCAGCUCCUUAGAGGCACUAAAAACAACAUGGGCAAAGCAGCAACUGCUAGAAACUGAUUGCAUCUGCAAGGCCCUUGCUUAUUUGCGUAGCUCAUCCUAUGAAUUUGGCAACAAGGCCUCAUGCCUCCUUGCUAAUGCUCAGAAAACCCCCCACCAGAAGUCUCUGAAUUUGAUCACUGGGAUUUGUGACCAAAGCUAUGUCAAGGUCCGUAAGUGCUAGUAAUAUAAUAAUAAUAAUAAUAAUAAUAAUAAUAAUAAUAAUAAUUUAUUAUUUAUACCCCGCCCAUCUGGCUGAGUUUCCCCAGCCACUCUGGGCGGCUUCCAAUCAAGUGUUAAAAACAAAACAGCAUUAAAUAUUAAAAACUUCCCUAAACAGGGCUGCCUUCAGAUGUCUUUUAAAGAGAAGAUAGCUGCUUAUUUCCUUCACAUCUGAAGGGAGGGUGUUCCACAGGGCGGGUACCACUACUGAGAAGGCCCUCUGUCUGGUUCCCUGUAACCUCACUUCUCGCAAUGAGGGAACCCCAGAAGGCCCUCGGUGCUGGAUCUCAGUGUCCGGGCUGAACGAUGGGGGUGGCCCCACGUACAGAGUUAGUCCUGCUCUGAGUAGGAUUAGCACUGAAUGCCCCCUGAACUGGGUCCCCAAACUUCAUUCAGGUGGUCUGCAGUUGGUCUGUAAAAAUACAAUUAAAAAUCAUUUAGCACCUAGCACAGUGCAUUACAAUUGUUACAACAGGCAGAAAAUUCAAUUAAAGUGGUCCACCAAGACCCUCAGAUAUUUUCAAGUGAUCCAGGGGGGAAAUAAGUUUGGAAACUACUGCAUUAGCUCAUUGAUCCCUACAUUGGCCAUGUAUGACCUUUAUUAUUACCACUGCAUUGAAGGUGGUGCAUGCAGAGUAGAAGAAGAGGUGAGAUGAGAUUUCAGCUGCUAGCUUCUUGGUUCACAGACCCAAACUAUGUGUUAACAUUGGCAGUAUGUUUAUAUAGGGGUGCUUUGGACUGGGAAAACCUCUUCCACAAAGGCAGCACCACCAAUCCUGAUCGCGACCGUAGCAUAGAAGGAUAUCGCUGUCACUAAGAGGUUCAGUCAUACUAGCCAGGUCCAGUUCCUGGCAGAGGUCAUUCACCAGGGUGGUGUUUUCAGUCCUUCCUGCACUCCAGUUACAGUGGGUUAAGAACGUGCAAAAUUAAGAGCAGGGAAAGAGAUCAGGGAAGUAAAUCUGGUUUCUGCAAGCAACCAGGGGAAUUUCACUUCUUGUUGGAUUCUCUUGAGGGAGGGUGGUGGCUGGGCCACCCUAGCUUCAGGAAAUCGCAACAGCUUGGACUGGUUUAGUUCCUCUGAGCAAGAUUAUAGGACCUGAAAUAUGAUUCAUACCUACUUUGUAUGAGAUCUGCCAUCCUGAGUCUAAUUGUACCCUGUUGGGUAUAAUGCGCGCUCUCUCGCUCUCUCCUCUUACUUCUGGCAGGUUCAUCCAAGGCGCAUUGGUGGAUGACCCCUUUGUGUUCUACCACUGGUGCUACAUUGACAUAUUUGUUUACUUCAGUCAUCACAACGUUACCAUCCCACCUGUGGUCUGGACUAAUGCUGCUCACCGCAAUGGAGUCCUCAUGCUAGGUGAUCUUUGCUGGGCCAUCCCCUGGAGCAUAUGAUACACAUAGUGUUUGGGGCCUGUGGGAGGGAGGGCCUCACUCUCUAAGUCGUCCUUUCCUUACUCCACCCCUUUGCUGAGUUGCAAGAGGCAGGAGUUGCAGUGGGUGGUACUUCUUUCCUCCUAUCAGUUGCAUUCUUGACGCAUGCUGCAACUUAUCAGGGGUGGAUAACUUGUGGCCCUGCAGAUGUUGUUGCUGGAUUCCAGCUCCCAUCAUCCCUGAAACGUUGGCCAUGCUUUCUAGGGCUGAUGGGAGUUGGAGUCCCACAACUUCUGCAGGGCCGUAGGUUCUCUGCUGUUGAAAGUCUGGGGCCACCCACAGCCUCCAUUCCUGCUAAUCUCCCACAGCACUCUGCUUUCUGGGAGAUGCAGGGAGUUUUUGCAAACAGCUGCUGUUGCUGUUCCACUCUUUAUAGCCGUGCUUCAAGGCACAGGCAAUUGCCGACUCCUCUGACAUUGCUUGUAUUUUGGGUAUUCCUCUUUCCCCCCUGGAGGUUCCUCAGGGCUCAGCUCUUAAGCCUUCCUGUGGCGCAGUGGCUCACUGCGCUUGGCUGUUAACCAGAAGGUUGGUGGUUCGCACCCACCCAGGGAUGGCUGCGGGCAGAAUUCUUGUGUUGCAGGGGGUUGGGCUAGAUGACCCGCGGGACCCCUUCCAACUCCAGGAUUCUGCGGUUCUCCUGAUGCACAGAGGUUUUGGAUGGUCCAGGAGACGAGCCGCUCUGUUUCUUCCUUGCGUUUCCUUCCCUACCUGUAGGGACCUUCAUCACAGAGUGGGGAGACGGUGCAAAGAUGUGUGAGUCCUUCUUGGCAAGCGAGGAAGCGUACCGCGCCGUGGCUGAUCAGCUGGCUGCGAUUGCGCAGUUCUAUCGUUUUGAUGGUUGGCUGGUCAACAUUGAGAACUCUCUGAGUGUAAGCAAGCAACAUUUCCCCUCCCCUGCCAACCUUGGCCUAGGAGGGGAGUUAGGGUUCAUCCAUACACAGGCCGUAUGUGUGUUCCUUAAAGUCCCUGGCAUUGCUCAGGGGGAGCAGGAGCUAUACCUAGGGAUAUGCUCAGUAUCACAAUGCAGCUGUGAUAUGUAUCCCCACGUCAGAAUUUCUUCCUUUAGGUCCCUAGGAUCCUCAGAACCCCAGGUGGCCUCUUACCUUCAGAGACUGGCUGGGUAGGCCCCUUACCCCUAGGGCUUGAAAACCCCCUUUACGUCGCAGAACCCCUUUCCUAUUUUUAUGCCUGCCUGCUAGGGCUGGGCGAUACCUAGUUUUCAACCCCGUGAUAUUUCACCCACUGAACAUCAUGAUAUACUGAUAUAUUAUGAUGUCUGAAAUAAGGAUGGAGCUAUGCAUAGCCAUUGGCUGGCUUCAUGGUUUCCCCCCACAUUGUGAUUUUCGUAUAGCAUACACAUCAUGAUUCGUGAUGUAUCGCCAGGUCAAAAAUUACGAAACUGAUAUCGCAAUAUGGACUUCAAACUGGUUUUGGAUGCUAUAUUGCCCAGCCCUGCUGCCUGUUCCCCAAAUUACUUAUAGCACAGUGAUUCCCUUUACCUGCCCAUGCUAGUCCACACUGUUGCCCUACUGGCUCACCCCUUAGAGUUGCCCCCGAACAUCUUUCCUCUCUCCAGUUCUCUUCUUACCUUCCUUGCCUUGUCAUUUCUCCUCCCCUGUCCCUUUCAUAAAUUUCCUGGGGCCUCUCCUCCAACACUCCUUUCCCAUCCUUCCUUUUCCAUCCCCACUCUGGGCCUCUGAUGAAUUCUGUGUAUCUGCUGGCACUCAGCUGCCUGUCCCCUGGAAAAUAUAUAUUUCCCAAACUGAGGUGUGUCAGUCUCCCUGGCUUUGGGCAGCAUGCAUAUAACAUCACUUGGCAUGCUGAAUGAUGGACCAACGGCCUCCCAAGGACCUGUCGCGCUGGCUGAUUGGUGCAAUUCUUUCAUGGCAGGUGUCGGCAGCGCGUAACUCGGUCCACUUCUUGCGCUAUCUGACGGCCCAGGUGCACAGAGCUGUGCCGGGAGGGCAGGUGGUGUGGUAUGACAGUGUCCUGCAGAACGGGGAGCUCAAGUGGCAGAACGAGCUGAACGAGAAGAACCGGUGAGUGAUGCCCCUCCCUGUUCUACAGGCAGUGGGUCUUGCCCUGGGGAUCAGAGGAAGAAGGGCAGCACAUCUGAACCUGAGGGUAGCCCCACAGAAUCUCUGCCCCCUGCCCUGCAGCAUCUCCCUGAUACACUUGGCCUGCCGAGGGGAGCUCGUGUGUGGUACAAAAUAGCCAAGAUCUACCGUAACCAAGAGCUGCAAUGCACUAGUGCAGUGUUUCUCAAAUGUGGGCCCCCAACUGUUCUUGCAACUACAACUCCCAUCAUCCCUACCUAACAGGACAAGCGGUCAGGGAUGAUGGGAGUUGUAGUCCAACAACUGCGGGGGACCCAAGUUUGAGAAACACACCACGCUAGUACAUUGUAACAGAGAACAAGAAAACCAAGCAUGGGCCUCAGCGAAUGGUAAGAUGCGAGAGAUCGACAGGCAUGCCUGCUAAAUCCCAGCUAUCUGGAAGACCAAACUUGACUCAGGGGGCUGUAUCCUUUUGGGGUUUGUCUCUAGUGCUGUGGCAGAGAUGGGGAAUCUCCAGGUCUCCAACUCCCAUCAGCCCCAGCCAGCAUUGUCAGUGGGCACAGGGAUGAUGGAAGUUGCAGACCAGCAAAAACCAAGGGCCACAAGUUUCCCUCUCCUUCCCCAGGCGGUGUAGAAAGUAUCCUGGAAAGGGACAGGAAUUCUCUCUCCCCCAUUUUUCACAAUGCAUUUUCCCUGGUCCCUGUAAGCUGUGCAUGGUCUACAGCUAAAGCAUCCCUUGGGCCAGCCUGGGCUGCUAGGAUCCAUCCAGCUAGAGCUACCUGGAAGGGCCUGUAAAGCCUUAGGCCUUCUGGACACCACAAAGGGUCCUAGAAUGAGUUGGAAGGGACCACGAGGAUCAUUGAGUCCAACCCCCUGCAAUGCAGGAACCUUUUGCCCAACGUGGGGCUUGAACCCACAACCCUGAGAUUAAGAGCCUUGCACUCUUCCAUCUGAGCUAUCCCAGACGUUCCUCCGUUCCUCGUGCUCAUGCAGGGUUUACUUUGAUGCCUGUGACGGUUUCUUCACCAACUACAACUGGACGGAGGAGCACCUGCUGCGUACGCGAGAGAUGGCCGACGACCGCCGGGCGGACAUCUACGUGGGCGUGGACGUGUUCGGCCGUGGGGCUGUGGUGAGCAGCGGCUUUGACACAAACAAGGUAGGCAGGCUUUGGGGCUUGUGGGAGGCUUGCUGCCCUUGUGGCUCACAGUUCCAGGCUGGAACUUCCCACAGUGACUGAGAGCUGGAGAGGGCAGUUGUGGUUGCCUUGGGGUGGGCGGAGUGAAGCCUUUUAAGACCCAGCCUCCGCUGUUGCCCUGGAUAGGUUGGCUCCCCUGUUACAGAGGGAGGGGGCAGGGCAGUUGCCACCCUCCCAGCACCCCUUGGCUGCCCACACUCUGGAGCCCCCCCACAAGAGGAAAUGGUGACUUGGCGUUCCUUGUGUCCCUGCAGUCCCUGCGCAUGAUUCGGGAGCAGGGCCUCUCGGUGGCCAUUUUUGCACCUGGCUGGGUAUAUGAGACCUUAGGCCCGACCGACUUUCUGAACAACGAGGACAAGUAAGAUCCAGCAGGGAGGAGGAGGGGCUUUGGGAGGGGAGGGGACUCUGCCGGAGGGCCUGCCUGGCUUGGCUUCACUUUGCCUGACUGCCUGGGAUUGUCCGGCCCCCUGUGGCCUAUUAUGGGAGGGUCUUUCUGACAAGCCCCCACAACAGUGCAGCAGUGACCCAAGUUUCCUUUGGGGUUUGCACAGUGGCGUGGAAGACUUCUCAGCGCGACUCCUUUCUCACUUGCUGGUUUGCAGAUUCUGGGCCCUGCUCUCCGAACUGCUGCCCACUCACAGCAUUGGCUCCCUCCCCUUCAGCACCUCUUUCUCCCUGGGGAUGGGGAAGAGGCACUUCCACAAUGGGCAGGUAAGAGUAUCGAGCAGUUUUGGGCAGAAGAAGCACAACUGCCUUUUUUAAGCCUUUGCAACUUGACUCGCCAGCCUCUGCUUUGAAACGACAACUUGCUGCAUGUGAUCUAUACAGACUGGAGACCCAGUAAGGCCUUCUGGAUAGCUCACUGGGCGGUAUCCCCAGCCCAGCUGAUCUGCCUGAAGUGUCAGCGACUAGAGGCCUCAGAUUCUUAACCUUCGGGGACACUCUCUUUCAGAGCUAAUUUUCCCACAGUCUUUCCUGUCGAGGGCUCUUGAGCUUCAAGUCCCUUUCCACCCACAGGAAGACACUGGAGCCUGAAUUGCAGAGAAUGAGGAACACAACUCUAUAGCUUCCUCCACCUCUUGCUGGCCGGCUGAGUCUGUGACUUGUUUCCAAGCUGAAUUCCCCACCCCACCCCUGCCCGGCCACCGUCAAAGCCUUUUAAACCUGGUCUGGUCUUUUCCUCUCUGGGCUUCUCUGCCCUCCUGUUUUCUUUCCAGCCAAGGUCGGCUCUCUUUCUACUUGAACAAGUCCUUCUGCAGCCAAAUAGUGUUUCUAUUCCCCAGCCUCUGCUUCAAAGCAGUGUCUGAUGGGGUGGUGGUAUGAUUGGCAGGGCGAAACGGUAGGCAGGUGUAUGUGAUCUUUUUAGAACCUGCCAAUCUUUCCUCCGCUUGAAUUCCUGGUCACUUUCCUCCCUGCCAGUCUUUGAGAAGCAUGUUUGUUAUUGGGGGUGAGGGGGGCAAACUCUGCCCGAGACCCUGGAAUAUGGGCUGCCAGUCAUAGAGGGCUUGAUACAGAAUAAGGCAGCUUUCUACAGAAGCAACGUGGACUGUGUUUUAUGUGGUUAACGGCAUCCUUGCACUGCAUAUUUGUUUGGGGGUGAUUUGGUUUGGUUACCCUUUUAAGAAUCAACAGCGGCAUUCGAUUUUAACGUACUCACGCCUUCAGAGGUUAAUGGGAGCUAUUGAGAGCCACGAUGAAACCUUAGCAGAGCGCUUCCCUCAAGGGCCAUGCAUCAAGCAAGACAUCGCCACUUUGGGGGCUUCCAGCCAAUCUCAGCCCUGCUUUUCUCAGGGCUUCAGUGUGUCGGGGAAACUCCCCAUUUUAAUGCAUACUCCUUUGCACACCCCCUUGGAAGUAAGCCAAGAAAGUAUGCAAUUUCAGCUUCUGAUCCUUUCACAAGACAGGCUAGUAUAGCAAAAGUAUAGCAUUUCCAAUGCACGCUCCCCCUCCCCUAAGUGCUUGCCGACCAGGAAGAAAGUCCCGAACUAUUUCAAAGGAAGAAUCAGCUCGCUAAUUAGGUAUUUAAGAGGCUUAUCUUCCCAGUUGGCCCAGGAAGACUCCUAAUAGUGUAAGAGGCCCGAUGCUUCCAGAUGGGAAUUUGCACGAAGCAGUGGAACACAAGAUUUCGUUGACCUGUAAUGCUAGCUUCUAGAUACAUUUUCCCUGGGCAUGUUGGAAAGGUAUGCUCUGGAGACUUAAGGGAACACAAGAAUAAUCCUGUUCAAGGUGGAAGGCAGUUUUGUUGCCAUGCCCAGGCUGAAUUCCCAGUGGCUCUUUUUCUCUUUUUCAGGAGAGUAGGAUGGAGCCCUGGUACCACCUGAGCGCUCAGGAGAUCCAGCCACUGUACGCUGAGUUCUGGAUGCCCAAUGGGGGCCGACUGAGAACGCGCUGCUGCCUGCAGGAUGCCUGGUGUGGGGGCAGCUCCCUGCUGCUGGAAGGGACUAUCCCGUCCAAUGAAGAUCACGUCACAGCCAGGUGAGCAACGGUUGAGAUGGCUGCAGGGUUUUUUUAUUGGAUGCGGGAGUCAUAUCGGGGGGUGGGUGUGUGUGUGCUGCUCUUGCAAAGGGACUUCCUUAAAAAGCUGGGAGCAGGCAGAGGAGAGGAGAGCAGAGCCUGCAGACCAUAUACAGUGGUACCUCGGGUUACAUACGCUUCAGGUUACAGACUCCGCUAACCCAGAAAUAGUACCUUGGGUUAAGAACUUUGCUUCAGGAUGAGAACAGAAAUUGUGCUCCGGCAGCGCGGCAGCAGCGGGAGGCCCCAUUAGCUAAAGUGGUGAUUCAGGUUAAGAACAGUUUCAGGUUAAGAACGGAUCUCUGGAACAAAUUAAGUACUUAACCCGAGGUACCACUGUAAUGAACACAGUUGCCUGCACCUGUGUGCAAAACAGGCUUGCAUGUACCCAGUUGGCAUGAAUCGUGGACGUGCGGCUGCGUGUGCGAUGUGGAUCAUUCAGCCCAACCCCUGCCCUCUUAACUGUUUUCUCAACUUGAGUGUUUCCCCACAUUCUCUUCUUAAUCCAGGGAAACUGCUACACAGCCUUUGCUUCCACUAAGAAGCCUUUACGGAGACCUACUGUAAAGGUCUUUUCCCUGUCACGGCGCAUCACUGUCCCAGCGCUGACCAUGUUCCGCUUUCCUGGGAGCUGCUUCUCAAAGGUGGAGCAAAGUUAGAGACUGUGACUGCCUGCCUGCCUCUGCAGGGAUCCUGACAAGCAUUUGGCUAAGUUGGGGGUUGGUGGUGGUGAGGCUGAGCUGGGUUCCCCCAAGCAAGGAGCAGAUUUGGAGGGAAUACAAUGUUUGAGACACUCAGGAUGUUGUCAUCUGGGAUAGAGGAGUUUUCAUGGGCUGUUUCAUCAUGGAAAGAAGGGGGUUUGAGAAAGUGCGGCUGACCUGGAAUCUUCAGGGCCCAGCCAUGAGCUCAGUAAUGUGGGAAGGCUCAAACUCCUUUGUGCAUCCGCCCUUACCAUCCUCAGUGUUCCUGCGUGUCUGUGAGAAUGAAGCCCUUGCACCUUGCAUGCCUAAACCCCUUCCUUUUGCAGGUGGCGGCUGCCUAGUGCCCAGAGUUGGCCGUGACUGUGUCCUCUCUCUGUCUCUCUUCCUGUCUGUCUGGGGCUUUUGGGGGCGGGGGUCACCAGGCUGUUUUCCUUCCAGGUGCCAGCACCCCCCCGGCUGUUCCUGGUCAUAAUUUAUAAACACGAGGCCUCUUCCCAAGGCGUGAGCUUUGCACCGGUGUUCACCACGCGGCAGUCAAGUUCCUGUUUCUCCAGCGGCGAGUCGGGUGAGGAAACGCCAGGCCUGCUUUGGGGGCUCUCACUCUGACUGCCCAAAGGAAGGGAGCUUGUGGAUCCCCCUCUGACGGGCAGCAGAGGCCGGGUGAACGAUAGCUUCAGAUAUUGACUGAUCCCUGUUCUGUCUGCUGCCUCUCCUUCAUUGCUCUCUUCUUCCCCCCCAGGAGAACCAAGGAAGCACAAACCCUCCCUGCUCCCCACGCCUCCCCAUUACCUUGCUCAGCUGCUCAGGGGGACAGGACUGCGUGGGGAACAUGACUGGCAAAGUCGGUGAGUAGAAGGGAUUGACAGAAUGCAUGACUCUUGGGGUUUUGUUUGUUUUGUUUCUUUCUUUCUCCUUGAACUGACCAUUUUAGUGGUGGCCUGGCAGCCUUUCCCCUCUUGUUGGAUUGUAGUUUGUAAACUCUCUGGGUUUGUAAACCAUCUUUGACGGCUCUGCAUGAAAUAAUAAUGGGGCCGGGCAGGGACGGUGUUGGGGCCUGGGAACCAAAGAGCUACGGGCAGUGUGGGAUGGGCUUUGCAGUGCCCUCAAACUGACAGGACCCCGGCAGCUUACAUUCUCUCUCUCUCUCUCUGUUCCCCUCAACAGAUGCUAUGAGCUGGAGCUCCAGAACUGCUUCCUGGACCAACUUUCAGUGACUGUGUCGCGUCGCCAGUCUGGCCGGAAUGAGGUGCCCUUUGCAUGCCGCCUGGGCAGGAUCUGGGUGAGUAAGCGGUGGAGGCUAGGAUGGGAAGCCUCGUGAAAAUGGAGAGAGGGGUGGGUCAGCCGGCUUCCCCAUGAAGCGCUGUGUUCUCUGUGGGCCUCUCGCAGCCCUGCUAAGCCCGAAAGGAGGAAGGUCUUUGUCCCUGGUUCUUUAAGUAAGGUGCUAUGACAUAAAACAGGGAUGGGGAAACUGUUACUCCAAGCCCACAGGGGCUGCUUGAAGGCAAUGCAAACGUCCUCCUGUUUUUGAAAUUUGGCACCUUCUACUCUCUUAACCAAGUUUCUCUAGAGCCUGGCGAGCUCUCCUUCUCCCUCCCUUGCUGAGUCACAUACUCAACAUCUAUCCUUUGCAGCUGCAAGGCUUUGCCACUGCAGGCCAGGUGGUCUUGAUGACGCAGUUUCUUUCUUACCAGUUCUGGCCUUGCAAUCAAAGAAAUACUAAGAUCAGGCCAGAACUUCUUGCUACCCCUGAUCCCUGGGCAGAUGGUUGCCUUGUCCUUGGCAUUCUUGGUGGCCCCAAUUCAGCCUGGUCUUUAUAAGGUGGGAGAGGCCUCUCUGCACCCAUCUCCCUUCAUCGCACUCCUGUUUCUUUGGGGCCCCUGUUCCUGUUUUUAUGUCCGUCCUGUGUGUGUUCCUCCACAGGUGCUGGAUGCCACAGCUUUGCGCCCGCUGCCAUCCGCUGAUGCUGCCAUCCCAGUGUCGCCUUUAGAAGUUGCCCAUGUCCGUUGGCAACGACUUUCAGCUGGAGAGCUCUCCCUCAGCCUCACUUUGCGCUGGACCUAUCCUCCCAGCAAGGCCACCUGCUUCCGCGUUCACUACCGCAGGGGCUCGUGUGGCAGUGGUCCCGAACCUCGCCCGCUCCCAAUCGGGGUGGCGUAUGCCCCCCAGUACCGGGUGACUGAGCUGACUGUGCCUGGCGCCCUUUCUGAGUCCUCCUGCCGCUUGGAGUUCCUUGUGGAGCCGGUGCCCGACGAUGGGUUCCAGGUAGACGCUGCGAUGUGGGGGAAGCUGGUCUUUGUGUACUCUGAUCCAAAGCUACCCAGUCCUGGCCCAGCGCCUGAAGGAACCUCAUCCAGUUGAUUUACAUUUGGAUCCUAGUAGACAAUGCCCUUCUCCGCUUCCCAGAUCUGUGCUAUUAGGCCCUUUUUAAAGAGGGAAGAAGGCUUUUAUUGAAGGCACUGGAACUCGCGUGCUCGGGCAUCAGAAGCCCAACCACGGACAAUUCAGUAUCCAAAGAUAAUUUUUCAUUGGGGAUACCACUUUAGUGGAAUAGUUAUCAUGCACUAGAACAACAACAACAAAAUAUUUCAGGGAAGUACACCCCAACAAAACAAUUCCACACUUGUGAUAUGGGCUACAGAACAGGCUUAUCAAGUCACAUUAAACUCUUAUAACAUCCUUUUUAAAAAACCUGCACCAAUAGUUACCUAUCAUGUGGGCUGAAACAACUCGAAUUGCAGCUUUUUUGAUGCUGAAGUAAUGUGUGUAUUUUAUCAUUUACAUAAACUGAUAAACCAGGGCAGAGGCGGGGUGGGUGGCCUAGCUGGCAUGAGCCUACGAUUUUGAGGGGCCUGCUUCCAAGUUCCCCUGUUAGAGGCAAAGGGGAGACCCAUUGGUAAAGAUUGUUGAAAUGGGGCCUUCAUUUCCCAUCUGGCCUGGGUCUGUUACCAGCUUUGCACGGCCCUGGAUAAAGCUGUCAGUUCUCCUCACCAACACAUUUUCAGCAAAACCUAACUGGGAGACUGUAGCUUUUGAAUGCAACCAAAUCUCUAAAUUUCUUUUGCCCUGAGAAAAUUCAUGAUAACGUACAUCCCCACCCCUUCAAUCUAUUCUACAUUUCUUAUUUAUAAGGAGACUUUAAUUAUGACAAUAUAUCAGGCACUUACCUAAGAAAACUGAAGCCACAGGAAGGUAUUUUCAAAAAGAGUAGCCCUUAAGGGUGGAAAAAGUACACAUGGGGGAAGUCUGACGUGUUCUAGUACCUGGUGAAUUCCUGCCUGCUCCUUCAGAUUGAUUUUUUUUAAAUAAAUUUGUUCUGCUUGAAUAGAGUUUAUAUGACUAAGGAAGACAUGCAAGUGAAAACGGGUCUGGCAGAUGAACUGUUUUUCUACAAAAUAUGUUGUGACUGGUGAUUUACAUUGACACUUUUUACCUCCUGUGUCUUAUGAAAUGAUAAAAUGUGUGCUUCAUUACUUUUUUGCAUUAGGAGCUCUGGAUAUGCUGAUACCCUUAAACUGCAUAGUGACGCACAACAAUUCGCAACACAGUUAUUUAUUUAUUUUUCAAAAUUUCUUUAAAGAAAUGUUUUUAGUAGCAUGUUGCAACUUUUAAUGAACUCUGUCAUUGUGCAAUUUUGACCCCUAACAUUGGAAUACAAUAUAGUUGCUCUCUCGCGCCGGAAGUGCCUUCAUUGAGACAGCAAGUGAUUUAUACAGUGGAAUAUCUCCAUGUUCAAGGCAAGGUGCUGAACUCCAGAAAUUUAAGAGGGAAAUUGGAAUAGCCUUUUUUUUUUUUUAGCACUAUAGGGAUGGAGAUGUGUGCAUUUUCAUAAGGUCUUAAAUGGAUGACAUAAGGGAAAAAGGAAUGCAGAGUUUUGAAUAUGUAUAUUUCUAUAAUUACAAUACCAAAAUCUUAAGGCUAAUCAACCAUAAAUGAAAUACUGGACAAUCACCGUGUUUAUUUGCACACCAAAUUUUUGCUCUAUUCUAAACUUUAUUUUACUAUAUCUUAAAGAGUCAGAGCUAUUUAUAACUUCCACUAUUUUCCUCCUUUUUUGAGCUACUAAUAAAUUCACAAUGUCUCGUC
Podarcis lilfordi (Lilford's wall lizard) is the source of this 16808-nucleotide messenger RNA. The record is from the annotation of a GenBank genome assembly. NCBI's taxonomy places the organism in Eukaryota, Metazoa, Chordata, Lepidosauria, Squamata, Lacertidae.